GAGGGUGAUUUCAUCAGGAACUGCUGGCGUUCAAGACAAAGAGAGAAGGCACUUCCUAUUUGUUGUAUAUGUCAACGUAUCUUGUUUCGGUACAAGAUCAGCAGAGAGUGGGCGGGGUCUGGAGGUGAUCGAGCUGUCAGUGCGCAGCGUCACUGCGGAUCUGCUGAAAUUUCUCCACUUCUGCAAAUGUCUUUCAGAUGUCGGUAAGCGAGGAGAUGGAAAACGCAGACCUGCUCGGUCUGAUCUUCCCGGACGGUGAACCGGGAUCCGGCGAUCUGUUCCUCAAAGAGGGGAAUAAUUUCCUGGAUGAUUUUUUUUCAGAGCAAGAUAUGCUGAGUGGAAUGGACACAGAGGACUUUCUCAGCAGUCUCCUGGGUGAGGAAGAUGACGGUGUGAUGGUCAACUGCAUGUCUCAGUCUCCUCACGGCAGUGACAGCGGGAUCUCAGAGGACACCACUCCACCACACUGCCAGAGUCCACAUGAUGGCAGCGAGACCGACACCGUGCCCAGUCCAGGCCAGGAGCCGCUGCUGUACUCAGAGUGUGUGACGGAGAGCUACGAGGCCCAGGUGGUGCAGACUGACCACUGCUACACCCUCCCACAGGACACCAACACCCUGCUGAGUGUCCGCUCCGAAAAUCCUGAGUCAGAUGUCUUCAUAGAUGUUGAUGAUUUGGAUGCUAGUAUGGAAGAUGAUGACUUCUCUCCUGAGCUGCCAUGUUCACUUACCAUUGAGGACUCCAUGCAGAGCAGCAAACUGGACAGCCAGUUCCAGUUCAAAGAGAUUGUUUUGACUGAUGAGGAAAAGAGACUUUUGGCGAAAGAAGGUGCGACUAUUCCAUCUCACAUGCCUCUUACAAAGGCAGAGGAACGGACCCUGAAGAGAGUGAGGAGAAAGAUCCGGAACAAACAAUCUGCUCAAGAGAGUCGCAAGAAGAAGAAAGUUUAUGUUGACGGCCUAGAGAACAGGGUUGCUGUCUGCACUGCUCACAACCAGGAAUUACAAAAGAAAGUUGAGAUGCUGCACAAACAGAACAUGUCCCUAAUUGAACAGCUAAGAAAACUGCAGGCUAUGGUAAAAAUGUCCACAAUGAAAACCACCACGACUAGCACUUGUAUUAUGGUGUUCCUGCUUUCUUUCUGCCUCAUUAUUUUCCCUUCAGUCAAUCCGUUUGGCAGCAGCGAUCAGAAAGACCUGUAUGCGUCAUCCACAGGAAUGUCCCGAGCCCUGCGAUCUUACCCAGCUAUUAAAAAGGACAACAUCAUAUCGACCUCUGCAAAAGAAGUGGUGGAUCAGGAUGUACUUCUGGUGGCCACAAUUGAGAAUAACCAGGCUCUUCUGUCGGCCGGUCAGAACCACACACCAGAUUACCAGCGGCUGGAGCAGUCCGACUCUGAGUCUGGAGUCAACAGCAACUCCUCCUCCGACUUCCCCGCUCCGCCACAGUCAGAUCUCAAAGCAGACGCCACUCUGUCCGAAUCUCACAGGAACUCUGGUGCACCACCGGUCAUCUAUGAUGGCCAGAGCAAAUCCAAGGAGAGCUGGAUGGAGCAGAAACCCACCUCAGUCAUAAUACAACAACACCGAUCUGAUGAAAUGUAGUAACAUGUCUAAAACAAAACAUGCGCUUCAAAAAGUGAACUGUUGGGUCGAAUUAGAAAAAAUAUAACUGGGUAAAAAUGCUUUAAAUUAAGUUGAAAUAACUUAAUUAUUUACCUCUUUUUUAAACUUAAUAGAUUACACUUUUUUAACUUAAUUUGUAAUAAUAAAUUAAGUUGAAUCGUUUUCUUAGAUGUAACCAGUUUAUCUGCCUGUUCACUUUUUUAAGUGUGCAUUGUUUUAGAUGAAAGAUCAAGUAUAGCCAUUUUUCUUCAUUGUAGCAUCGCAGUCUGACCAUUUUCCUUUAUUUUUAUCUGCUGUCAUGCUAUAAUAGCACUUUUUGAUACCUAGUCAUUUGAUUAUUAUUGGAUAUUAUUGUCCGUUUUAUGUACACAAAUGAUGAGUCUUCUUAAAAAGGAAACGUGAAGGAGUUUUAUUCUGCAUUGCGUCCACGUUGAGAUUUUGUAAAUUCUGGAAAUGUAUUCAUAUGUCUGUAUUACUAUUUUGGGGCAUCUAGCAAAUGAUUAUUUUCCCUUUUUUUUAAAGGGAACCGUAUGCUUAAAAGAGAUUCCACUACUGAAAAAAAUAGAGAUCAAUCUUAGUGAUUUAAGAGCGUAUUUAGAAAAGGGACUUGUAAUGUUUGUUUUCUGCUUGUGCAUUAUUUGUGAUUAGAAGAACCCUUUCUGUUAAAAUGCUGUAAAUCAAGCUUUAAAUGUACUUUUCAGAGGGGGGAUAGUGUUGCACAUAUCCAUGCAAUAAUAAUAGAAUGUUUAUGUCUACAUAUGUAUAUACUUAUGAAACAAAUGUCAUGAUCUGCUGUGUCAGUGAUGCAUUUUAUGUCAUUUUAUUGGUGUUGAUAUUUUGUCUGAUGAGACUUUUAUGUUAUUUCAUUUUUUUAUGAUUUAUUUUUAGUCUUCGGUCAUAUGAUGCACUGAUGUAUCUUGGAAUGUUCAUAAACCGUUCAUUUAUGUCAUGAUCAUGCUAUUCAUUAAAAAUGACCAGUUUACUAUAUAAAAAAA
Molecule: messenger RNA, 2620 nt
Organism: Danio rerio (zebrafish)
Lineage: Eukaryota; Metazoa; Chordata; Actinopteri; Cypriniformes; Danionidae
Source: RefSeq, a predicted model, not a curated record